Triplophysa dalaica is the source of this 3889-nucleotide messenger RNA. RefSeq names its product probable E3 ubiquitin-protein ligase HERC4. NCBI's taxonomy places the organism in Eukaryota, Metazoa, Chordata, Actinopteri, Cypriniformes, Nemacheilidae. Gene Ontology annotation, biological process: ubiquitin-dependent protein catabolic process; protein ubiquitination. Bases 76 to 3060 code for a protein of 994 amino acids. The record is from RefSeq and is a predicted model, not a curated record. Gene Ontology annotation, molecular function: ubiquitin protein ligase activity. The transcript is spliced from 24 exons.
GGUAGCCUAUAUAUGUUCAGUAUGUAGUGAUCAGUUGCUGUGAAACACCGAAGGUUUCGUUCAUCAGACUUGGAGAUGUUGUGUUAUUGGGGAGCGCAGGUUCGAGAGGGCUUCGGUCUGACACAACCUGACAAAGUUAAACAUGUGAAUGACGGAAUACGCUGCGUGUGUCCAACAUCAGAGAUUCAGGACAUGUCAGCAGGAAAAUAUUCGUUUGGAUUCAUCCAGAAUGAGAAAGUUUCGGUGCUGAGACUGCGCGGUGACAACAAUGGCCUUGAUGAAAAAUUAAAACCACUAAACCUGAAGAAAGACCGAAUCAAGUCAAUAGCGUGUGGAGAAUCUGGUGGUGUUGUUCUCGCUUAUGGAGGAAAAGUUUUCAUUAUUAACAAAUCUACUCUGUGCACUCCUCUCAAAGACCUGUCCAACAGACACGUGAUUCAGAUCUCAUGUGGAGACCAGCAUUCAAUGGCAUUAACACAGGAGGGUCAGGUGUUUGUCUGGGGUGAGAACUCUCAUGGUCAGCUGGGUCUGGGUGAAGGUCGAUCUGGAUCUCAGACUCCUCAACAUGUUCAGUGUCUGGAUGGGGUUCCACUGGCUCAGAUCAGCGCUGGAGGAGAUCACAGCUUUGUGUUGUCUCUCUCUGGUGUUGUGUUUGGUUGGGGGAAGAACUCUUCUGGACAGUUGGGUCUGGGAAACACUACAGACAGGCAUGUGCCAACGGUCGUAAGAAGCCUUAAUGGAAAGAAAACUGAGUUCAUCUCAUGUGGAGGAGAACACACUGCAACUUUAUCAAAGGGAGGCACUGUGUUCACAUUUGGAUCAGGUGUCUAUGGUCAACUUGGGCACAACACAUUUAAAGAUGAACAUCUUCCACAAGUGGUUUCUGAACUGUGGGGCUCUAAAGUGUCACAGGUCACAUGUGGGAGACAUCAUACACUUGUGUUAGUGGCGUCAUCAAAGCGGAUCUACUCAUUUGGAUGUGGGAUGCAAGGGCAGCUGGGAAAUGGACAAAUGACCAACCAGUCUGUGCCAUCAGCUGUACUCCUGCCGGCUGAAUUUAAUGAUAAAUAUACAAUUGGAAAACUCUUUGCUGGGGAAAACCAUUCCUUUGCCCUAUUUUAUAAGGUACCUGGAAAUAAGUCAACCAAACCGAAGUCUAACCAAAGCGGAAGGAUUGUGACAUUAGAUGACAAAAUGAUCGAUCAAUGGGCAUCUGAAUGUAAUUCAAAAUCAUGGAAAGCAGUAAAGAACAAAAUUUACAAAGUGUUUUCAUCUGCUGCCUCUCUGAAUGGAAGUUUUCUGAAAACAAGUUGUGAUGAGCAUUACCAGACUUCUGCAGAGGUCUCUGGUUUGGACUUUGAGCUAGUUAAGAAAGCAUUGGCAAAAUUAUCAAUGGAUGAAAGGGUGAUGUCAAAGGUUGUGAAGACUGUUCAUGGUACACUGUUGCCCUCUCUGAAAACCCUCAGUCUUGUUAGUGUGGAAGUCCUGAGAAUUUAUCUUCUCCUCCCAGAGCUCAUCAGAGUUUGCCAGGAACAAGACAGAGCUAAACUUCUUGAAGGGCUCGCCUCAAAUAUUCUUCAGCUGAAUUCUGAUGCUCUUAAAGUGUUAGAAACAUACUGGUCCAAACUCCCUGACGAUUGUCUCAAAGGCCUGGUGAAAUUAUUUUGCAAAGAAACUUCAAAGUCAAUUGGCAGGAUUGCGGUUGAUGGCAUAAACUUGAACGCACCGAAACGUUUGGAGCAACUUGCCCAGGUCCUGCAGAUGUUCUAUAAGGUCUGCUGCAAUGCCCACAACAAAAUCACAAAAAGUCAUUUCAUCAUCAAUGAGAUUAAUGAUCUACUUGAUACGCUGCAAUCCAUCACUGAAGAUUUAAACAACCCAUUGCAUAACGAGAACCUUCCAGCCUUGAUGAUUCUGGUAAACUACUAUGAUCAAACGUUAAAGAAGCUAAAAUCAUUUCCAUGCAUCUUUAACCUGGAAGCCAAAUGCAGGUUUAUGAAAAACAAAUUACAUCCGAGAUAUUAUCCGCUGUUGUUAAGACGCACAGCACUUCUUGACGAUUGCUUCAGGGAGUUGAAAAAAUCCAAUGAUCAAGAUCUCAAAGGAUUGCUGGUGGUCCGUUAUGCUGAGGAUGUCACAUAUAGAUCCGAUGUCAACAAGAGGGACUUUUUCCUCAACGUGUUCAAGGAGUUGCGUAAACCAGACUCCCAGUUCUUCAUGUACAAUGACAACAAAACUAUGAUCUGGUUCCCAUCACAGCCGAGUGUGGAGAAGGAGAAGUACUUACUGCUUGGGAUUUUGUGUGGUUUGGCCUUCAACAACAGUUGUGUUGUGCACCUGCCCUUUCCUUUAGCUUUAUUCAAAAAACUUCUCAACGUCAAACCAUCUCUUCAAGACCUGAAGGAGUUUGACCCAGUUUUUGGCCAGAGUUUGGAGCAUGUUCUCAAUUACUGCGGUGAUGUUUUAGAGGAAAUGGAAAUGCCGUUAACGGUCACAUGGGAUGGAAGAGAGGUGGAAUUGGAUCCUACUAAUCCACGAAACUUUGUUACAAAUUCUAACAAAACAGAAUUUGUGGACAAUUGUGUGGAUUACACCUUGAAUAAAUCUGUGGAGGAAGUGUUCGAAGAAUUCAAGACAGGCUUUUUCAAAGGAUGUGACAAAGACUUGGUGGUGAUGUUUGAACCCGAGGAGCUGAGAGGGUUGCUGGUGGGCAAUGAAGACUAUGACUGGGACAUACUCAAACAGAACACAACAUAUGAAGGAUUGCUUUAUGCCGAGCAUUUGACCGUCAUCUCAUUCUGGCAGGUGUUUGAAGAACUUACAUCUAACCAAAAGAAGACUUUCCUAUUGUUCUUGACGGGUUUCGAGCGAGUUCCCAUUCUGGGUAUGAGUCAGGUGAAGAUGACAGUGAGGAACCUGUUAAACUCAACUGAGGAACAUCUACCACAGGCCCUGACGUGUCAUUCCCUGUUAGAACUUCCUAUUCAUCAAGGCAGAGCGAAACUGAAGGAGAAACUCAUCGAAGCCCUCAACCACAAGAGGGGUUUCUGGGAGGAAUGAGUUGUUGUGAUUUUAAAGUGAUAGUGAACUCCUAAAAAUAAAAAUUCUGUCAUCCUUAACUUACCCUUUUGUAAUUUCAAACCUGUUUUUUCUUCCGCAGAACACAAAAGAAGAUAUUUUGAAAAAUGUUGUUAACUGGACCCCAUUCACUUGAAUUGGUUUAUUGUACAUACAAUAGAAGGGAGUGAGCUCCAGUGCUGUUCGGUUCAAAAAUCUUCUUUUGUGGUGUGCGGAAGAAAGAAAGUCAUAGGUCAAGGUUUGAAAUGACAAGAGGGAGAGUAAAUAAUGACAGAAUUUUUGGGUUGACACUGGUGCUUCACUUAUUGUCACUUAAAUCUUGAUGCCAUGUGUUUAAUGUUUUAGAUUUGUAUAAUUAAAAAAACUGGUAAAGGUAAUUUUUGUUAAAAGUUUACACAUUCAUUUCAGUUGAUAACCUUUGGCACUUUGACAUCAAAUGGGACAAAUUAUGGGAUGUGAUGUUUCUGUGAAGUUGGAAGUUGUUGUUAAGUUGUUGAAAUGUUAAUAUUUUUAUUUUUAAAUGAACUGCACUUUUGGAUUUUACAAGCUACUACUUAUUUCUCAUUGUUACAAAAUUGUAAACGAUGAAAAACAAUUUAACCACAUUCAUAUUAGCCUACUGCUAAAACUAAGGCAACCAAGUGUGCAAUAUUACAAUUUUUACAAACCCAUGAUUUAGUUCAAUCAGUAUAACUUUAAUAAAGCCAUGGGUCAGUUUCAUGGGCGUGUUGAUAAAAAACUAAACAUCAAUGUAUAAGUCAAUAUAUUUAAAAUAUCCUCAAAUGUCUUCAAAACGUUCUUUUGUCACUUA